Molecule: messenger RNA, 935 nt
Organism: Arachis ipaensis
Lineage: Eukaryota; Viridiplantae; Streptophyta; Magnoliopsida; Fabales; Fabaceae
Source: RefSeq, a predicted model, not a curated record
AUGGAGGACAAUUUAGUCCUUCCGUCUAUUUGCCUCUCAUACACCAAACGGAACUGGCUGACGUGGCUGAAACGGUGUCCAGAAUCUGAUGUAUCAGUAUGUCUUGCUGAGGGUUUGCAUAAUAUUUUAGAUCACGAGGCGCAGAAAUUUUGGGAUGAAUUGUAUGAUAAAACUGAUGAAUAUACUGACAGAUGGCUGUCUUCAGCACGGACCUUUUUGAAGGAGUGUUCAGGCCAAAACAAAGAUUUGGUUUCUUCCAUUGCUUUUUCUAGUGUAGUACCUAACACAACCAAUGCAAACCAUCAGCAUGUAAAUGUUUUGGUGACGUCAGGAGGGUUAAUACCCUCUCUUGUCAAAUGCUUGCUCUUUCGUCUCGACGGUUUAAUACCACAUGGAAAUGUUUAUAGCUCUUGUGUAGUGGGAAAAACUCAAUGUUUCCGAUGGAUCAAGGAGCGUUUCAACCAUCCGAAUGUCCGCUUUUGUGUAAUUGGAGAUGGAUGGGAAGAAUGUCAAGCUGCGGAAAUCAUGAGAUGGCCAUUUAUUAGGAUUGACCUGCGGCCAGACAAACUUCAUAGGUUCCCUGGUCUCUCAUUGACAACAGUUGGCCACUAUUUUGCAGUGGUAUACGGAAGCCCAGAUGAUGAGAAUGAUGCUACCUAGCCUUCUCUGGAAUUUCUCUACAAAAGAUUUCCACAAAAUAGUUGAAAUCGUGUUGCUAAAUGUAUGAAUUGUUGCCUUAAUAUUGCUGUCACAACUUUGGUGGUAAUUGGUCUUUAGAAGAGAUUAGAUUUAACUAUUUCCUCUUGCAAUGCAAUAGCUUAAGAUGUAUAGAUGUUUAAGUUGAUGGAAUGUAGAUGAUCCACCACUUAUCAUGUAUGUAACAUGCUUCAAAUUUAUAAUUAGCAGUAGUUGAUUAAUUGGUUUUAGGUCUUGGA